AGAGGACAAGACCAAGAGAUCAUAGUGCAGUCUGUCCAGAGAGGAUGAGGACAGAAGAGGAGUAAGACCUCCCUAGCUGAUGAUCUCCUAGGAGACCGCAGGACAUUUCUCUGACUGCUGGCAGUUCCUCUAUUCAACAGGCAAGAUGGCUCGGGACAUGUCAGAUAAAGACAUCCUGAAGAUGGAGAUUGACCAGCUGAAAAUAGAGGUGAACACUACCAGAACAGCGGUAUCAGCAACAGCCACAGAGAUUAUUGCUUUUGUUGAGGAGAAGUCUGCUGAAGACCCCCUAAUCAAGGGCGUCCCAGAGGACAAGAACCCAUUCAAGGAGAAGGGUGGCUGCAUUAUCACGUAGCAAAGGCCCUGGGGGCACCAGGGCGAUGUUCAAUAAUUACUUUUGUAUGAACUAUCAGAAGAUUAUUUGUACUAGUUGAGAUUAUGGGAAAACUUCCACUCUAGUUAUGAAGUCAUGUACAGAUACAGUAAUGUACAGAUAAGAAAGGGGACACCCUCAUUUCGUUCAAAAUCUUUUGUGAAUUGAUGUAAUCUGUAAUCUUUUUAAAUAAACACAUUAGCAAUGUAAUUACAAGUCUCACUGGAU
Molecule: messenger RNA, 601 nt
Organism: Xyrauchen texanus (razorback sucker)
Lineage: Eukaryota; Metazoa; Chordata; Actinopteri; Cypriniformes; Catostomidae
Product: guanine nucleotide-binding protein G(I)/G(S)/G(O) subunit gamma-T2-like
Exons: 3
Coding region: 146-355 (69 amino acids)
Biological process (GO): G protein-coupled receptor signaling pathway
Cellular component (GO): heterotrimeric G-protein complex
Molecular function (GO): G-protein beta-subunit binding
Source: RefSeq, a predicted model, not a curated record